Esox lucius (northern pike) is the source of this 7005-nucleotide messenger RNA. It is a transcript of the gene acanb, whose product is annotated as aggrecan b. Bases 148 to 4605 code for a protein of 1485 amino acids. Gene Ontology annotation, biological process: cell adhesion. Lineage: Eukaryota; Metazoa; Chordata; Actinopteri; Esociformes; Esocidae. The transcript is spliced from 19 exons. Gene Ontology annotation, molecular function: hyaluronic acid binding. The record is from RefSeq and is a predicted model, not a curated record.
AAAGGAGCCCUUAUGGCUGGGUCCCGUGGCCCCAUGGCAUGACGGAGCUUCUUUCUACUCCCAACACAUCUGGGAGCAGCACAUAGUCAGAACACAGAGGGAUUUGGCUCACAGAUUGGACCGACGACGCAUAAUCACCGGUAAACCAUGAUCACCUUGCUCCUGUUGUGUGUGUUUCUGCCCUUCAUCACCUCAACAAUAUCACAUGAAGACCUUAGCGAUCUGGAAAGUAACUUGAGUGUCAGCAUCCCUCUGGAGGUGCCACUGCGUCCCCUCAUGGGCGCCAGGGUGGUAGUGCCCUGCUACUUCCAGGACAACACUGUUGAUGACCCUGGCGCACCCACUGUCGCCCCGCUGUCCCAUCGCAUCAAGUGGACCUACGUAACCAAGGGCAAGACCACCCUGAUCCUGGUGGCGUCAGAGGGCAAAGUUUAUGUUGAGACUGAAUACUUGGACAGAGUCACAUUGGUUAACUACCCUCUGGUGCCCACCGACAUCUCCAUAGAGAUCACAGAGCUUCACGCCAAAGACUCGGGAACCUAUCGCUGUGAGGUCAUGCAUGGCAUUGAGAAUAAUUAUGACUCAGUGGACAUCCAAGUUCAAGGUAUUGUGUUUCACUACCGAGCCAUCACGACUCGCUACACUCUAAACUUUGAGAGGGCCAAGGCUGCCUGCAUCCAAAACAGUGCCACCAUUGCCACCCCGGCCCAGCUUCAGGCUGCCUUUGAUGAUGGGUUCCACCAAUGUGAUGCUGGUUGGCUAUCUGACCAAACAGUCAGGUACCCAAUCCAUGAGCCUCGUGAGGGUUGUUUUGGAGACAAGGAUGAGUUCCCAGGUGUACGAACUUACGGUGUAAGAGAGGUCAACGAGACGUAUGACGUGUACUGCUUUUCAGAAAAGAUGUCAGGCCGGGUUUUCUACUCCACAUCUGUGGAAAAGUUCACCUUCUACCAGGCAAUGGACCAGUGUGCCAAACUAGGUGCCAAACUAGCCACCACAGGGCAGUUGUACCUGGCUUGGAAGGCUGGCAUGGAUGUGUGUAACGCUGGCUGGUUGGCAGACAGAAGCGUCCGCUACCCCAUUAACAUCGCCAGGCCUCAGUGUGGUGGAGGGCUCCUAGGAGUUAGGACCGUGUACCUGUUUCCUAACCAGACAGGCUACCCCUACCCAGACUCCCUCUAUGAUGCGAUCUGUUACCAAGAGACCGAUGAUGUGAUCCAGACCACACCAUUCCCCGAGGUGGCCACCAUCACAGAUGGCUCCAUGGUCUUCCCAAGACUAACCACCACCCCUGACAAUGAGGUACGGGGGGAGCUGGUGACCCAAGCCCCCCUGGAUUCCACCACUGUGCCCAUCUCCAUCCAACCCAAUGUGACGGACACUACAGCCGUGGGCGAAGAGAUUGUCAGUGGGGUAACAGCUAAACCGCAUCUGGAGUCAGAGUUCAUUCAUGACAAUGAAACGGCCAUGUCACCUACAGGUGUGGUGUUCCACUAUCGGGCUGGCUCCGGUCGCUAUGACUUGUCCUUUGUGGAAGCCCAGCAGGCUUGUCAGAGUGUGGGUGCAGUCAUCGCCAGCUCCCAGCAGCUCCAGGCAGCCUAUGAGGCAGGGCUCCACCACUGUGAUGCUGGCUGGCUCCGAGACCAGACCGUCAGGUACCCAAUCCUGUCUCCGAGAGAUAAGUGCUCAGGGAAUCUUGAGCAUCUUCCAGGGGUGAGGUCUUACGGCCUGAGACCCGCUACUGAGAGAUAUGAUGUCUACUGUUACGUGGACAGCCUUAAGGGAAACCUGUUCUACACCAGCGACUAUGACAGCUUCUCCUAUGAGGAGGCUGUAGCCCAUUGUCAGAAACUCAACACCACUCUAGCCACCACUGGGCAGCUUUAUGCCGCUUGGAGACGAGGCUUUGACAAGUGCCGCCCAGGCUGGCUGCAGGACGGCAGUGUCCGCUACCCAAUCAGCAACCCCAGGCCUCACUGUGGAGGAGGAAAGGCCGGCGUACACACUAUCUAUGCCUACCCCAACCAGACAGGAUACCCGGACCAGCACUCUAGAUAUGACGCAUACUGCUUCAGAGUUGAAGGUACAACUAUUCCCACUGAAACCACACCAAACAUUACUGUAGUUGUUGAUGAGGAAAUUAUCAACAUGACAACCAUAACGGACCAAUCAGCUGCAGUGAGCCCCAUUGUGCCAUCUGUGGAUGAAUCUGGAUCAGGCUCAGCUGAACAUUCUGCCAGUGGCAGUGGAAUCCCUGAACAUAGCGGAGAGGCGUCUGGUUUGGUCAGCGGAGAGGCGUCUGGUUUGGUCAGCGGAGAGACGUCUGGUUUGGUCAGUGGAGAGGCGUCUGGUUUUGUCAGUGGAGAGGCGUCUGGUUUGGUCAGCGGAGAGGCGUCUGGUUUGGUCAGCGGAGAGGCGUCUGGUGAGGUCAGCGGAGAGACGUCUGGUUUUGUCAGCGGAGAGGCUUCUGGUUUUGUCAGCGGAGAGGCGUCUGGUUUGGUCAGCGGAGAGGCGUCUGGUUUUGUCAGCGGAGAGGCGUCUGGUUUGGUCAGCGGAGAGGCGUCUGGUUUGGUCAGCGGAGAGACAUCUGGUUUUGUCAGCGGAGAGACGUCUGGUUUUGUCAGCGGAGAGGCGUCUGGUUUGGUCAGCGGAGACGCGUCUGGUUUGGUCAGCGGAGAGGCGUCUGGUUUUGUCAGUGGAGAGGCUUCUGGUUUUGUCAGCGGAGAGGCUUCUGGUUUGGUCAGCGGAGAGGCGUCUGGUGAGGUCAGCGGAGAGGCGUCUGGUUUGGUCAGCGGAGAGGCGUCUGGUGAGGUCAGCGGAGAGGCGUCUGGUUUGGUCAGCGGAGAGGCUUCUGGUUAUGGAAGUGGAGAGGCAUCUGGUGAGGUCAGCGGAGAGGCGUCUGGUUAUGGAAGUGGAGGGGCAUCAGGUGUGGCCAGUGGAGAGGCAUCUGGGUCUGGCUUUCAAAUAUCCUUUGAGACCAGUGGGCACUUCUUGUCAGGAGAGGGCUCUGGCUCUGGCUCCGGAGUUCCCCAGGAGGUGGGAGAGGGGAGCACCGAUAUCAUCUAUUUCCCUAUUGAUGGGUCGGGGUGGGGGGUGCAAGAGUUCAGCGGUGGGUUCCCUUCCGGCGUUCUUCCCCAUUCAGGUAGUGGCAGCGGGGCAUCUGGGGAACUGAGUGGUAGUGGGGACUCGGUUAUCGUCUUGGUGGAUGGAGACCUGGUGGACAUCACCAGACAACAGCCAAUAGGACAGGAGUUUAAACAAGGAGGUGUGGAUGUCAGUGGCUCUGGAUCAGACGGCUUCUUCAGCGCCAGCGCCUCUGGCUCCGGACUUCCUGAUAUAUCUUUUACGGACUCAGGCCUCAUCGACCUCAGUGAAAAGCCCUCAGGAGAACAGGAAGUCUCCGGCUACCGGCCCUUCGCCUCAGGUUUUCCACAGGGAUUUUUUUCCGGUUACCCGAGCGGUUUUCAGAGCGGCUCCGGAUUCCCAUCUAGCGGUGACCACUUGGGUCAAGACGUCAUCUUCCUGACCAAAGACGAGAUGAUUGAGAUGACGACGCGGCCCAGCGUUCAUGGUCCAGAGCAGGGCCGGGGCCACAUAGAAGUCAGUGGAGAUGGCAGCAAUUACUAUGAAGGGAGCAGCUCAUCCAGUGGGAUCUUGCGUGGCAGAGGGGAUGAUCUGGACCCUGUGGAGGAAGGCCAUGAGCAGGAAGGGCAGCGAGGGUCCAUGGAGACAAUGACAGCAGCACCCACAGUUUUAUCUGGCACAACGACAGCACCCGCCGUGCCAUUGGUGACCCCUGCUGUGGUAGAGGAGCCUACGGUAGUGGACGCUGCUCCUAACCCAUGUGAGCUUAACUCGUGUGGAGUGGGCACCUGCUCUGUGGAGGAUGGCAUUGCUGUGUGUCAGUGCCCGCAUGGCCUCACUGGGAAAGACUGCGGCACACCGGUGCUGGGCUGUGCUGAUGGCUGGGAGGAGUUCAUGGGGAGCUGUUACCUGCACUUUACUGAAAGAGACACGUGGUCUGAUGCUGAGGAACGCUGCAGAGGGCUCAACUCCCACCUGGUCAGCAUCACUUCCCAACAAGAGCAGGAGUUUAUCAACUCCAACGCUCAGGAUUAUCAGUGGAUUGGAUUAAAUGACAUGACUGUGCAGAAUGAAUUUCACUGGACAGAUGGAAGUCCAUUGCAAUAUGAAAACUGGAGGCCCAACCAGCCGGAUAAUUACUUUGCCUCUGGAGAGGAUUGUGUGGUGAUGAUCUGGCAUGAGAGUGGCCAGUGGAACGAUGUGCCGUGCAACUAUCACCUGCCCUUCACCUGCAAAAGUGGACCUGUUUUAUGCCAUUCACCCCCUGUGGUGGAAAAUGCCAGGCUGAUGGGCAGCAGAAGAGACCGUUACCCUGUCAACUCCAUAGUUCGCUACCAGUGUGAUGCAGGCUUCACACAGCGCCACCCACCUUCUGUACAUUGCCUCCCCGGCGGGCAGUGGGAGGAGCCACAAGUAGAAUGUAUAGGACCUAACUCCACCCCAAGCAACAGACUACAGAAGAGGAUCAUCAGGAGAAGGUCUAAAGCAGCCAACAGUCGGUCAUUGAUGAAGCAUCUUUAAGCAGAAAUGAAGAGAUGCACUUAAAGAGAACCAAACGGACCGCUUUUGUAGAGAAACAUAACGCCAAUCCGGCCGACCAAAAAAAUAUAUAAUGUUCCCACCAGGGGUGGAAAUGGAAAGAAAAAGGUUCAUGUAAAAUCCAAUGAAAAAUCCUUUGAAAAAUUCCCCCAAAGCUUUUCUUAAAACAAAAAUAUAAAAUUUGCCCAGUCCCCUACCCUGAUUCUCACCCUGUACACAUAUAUAAACACUAAAGCACAUUAGACAUGAUUUACAGUCCGACUGACAAUGUUAUUCUCUGAGUGUCACUCUGGGCCUUUGCGGGGGAUACAGGGCAGUGGUUCUCAACCUGGGGCACUAGGAACCAUCGGGGAAUCUACUGUAGGUUAUCCACAGGGGGUACUCGGGAGGACUCAUAUAGGUCUGGUAGGUCGAAUAGAUAGAAUACUUUGGGAAGAGCGUUACGGGGGUUAGAGCUAGCACUGAUACCGGGGAAAUAAGAGAAGGUUCAUCUUCUGUCAGAAGCGUUAAGGUUCGUAGGUUCAUGGCUGUGAUCAGCUGUAGAACACUUGAUUAUUUUGGGUCCCUCGUUAGUUACACACUGACUCGGGUGAAGAGUGUGACUCUUGGAGAGACACCGGAAUGAUCUGUACAAAUAAAUGGAUAGAAUUAUUUAUUUGGGGAGUCCCAGCUGAACUGUAGUGGGAAAGAUAACAUCCUUCGUCAAGGCUAGAGUGACACUAAAGGUCAAGAGCAGGAGGGGUUUGGUAUUGCAGCUGGUUACUCUUAAAUCAAGCACAUAGUUAAAUAUAGGUUUUUGACAAUUGGGAUGUCUUUUGUUAUUUUUCAUUGUGUUCAUCGGUUUUUGUUAUUUUGCUUUUUUUUCUAGUGUUGGAACUUCUGGCCAAAUAGGGAACAGCUUCUGUAUGUGGAAAUAAUGUUGUUGUUUUUUCAGUUUCUGAAUGUGAAACAGAGUUGAUCCAACUCUGUGUGAUUAAGGAACAAUGUUGUGCUCUAUUCCUGGAUCUUUGGGCUAUUUUCAGCACCCACACAGAACUUAGAACAUAGAUAUUGAUAGAGGCACCCCUGUUUCUAUGGAAUAACAGGCAAAAUGUUGCAACACACAAAACGUUGGGCUUCAGACAAAACAUUUUGCAACAGAAUGUGCAUAAUGAAUACACACCAUUGUCGAUGUCAAUGUCUAUGCUGUCACUGAUUCAAUCAGCGGCAAAGGUAGGAAGUGUGCCCUUCAUCUCUAUGCUUCAGAACCAUCUGGUGAGAAUACCAUGGAUACAAUUGUAGAUGCCUUGUAUUCCUAUAGGUGGCAUCAUUCCUCCAACACUAUUACAACCAAGUGGACAAAGCAGCGUUAUCUGCAGUGGCGGACUAUGGCUGAGUAGUAUGUAGGUGGAAUGAGAGAGCAAUGAGAGAAAUUUGACUGCACAGUAGGAAAAAGGCUUACGUCCUACAGUCCAUAUAUUCAUACUUAGAUGAUUGGUCAUAUUGAUUUGGGCCAAUCCCUGGUGCUUAAGCACUUGAAAAUUAACAGACACCAGCUGCUUAGCAAGCUGUGAAGGCAAAAAGAUAGUUAAGAGGGCAAGAAAGAGGGUGUGUUACGUUGACAAGGAUACUUUUAAGUCGAGAUGUUUAAGGCUUGUGGUGCAACACUCAGGCUCACCUGACUGACAUUUACUAAAAACACUUAAAACCUAUCACAAAACACUCAAAUUCAACAAACACACAACAUAUCACAAAAAACUCACAUUUACCAAAAACACUUAAAACAUAUCACAAAACACUCAAAUUCAACAAACACUUAAAACAUAUCACAAAACACUCACAUUUACCAAACACACUUAAAACAUAUCACAAAACACUCAAAUUCAAAAAAAGCACUUAAAACAUAUCCAAAUACUCUGACAUUCAACAAACGCACUUAAAACAUAUCACAAUACUCUCACUUUCAACAAACACACUUAAAACAUAUCGCAAUACUCUCAUAUUCAACAAGCAUACUUAAAACAUCACAAUAUUCACAAAUUCACCAAACACACUAAAUACAUCACAAUACUCACACAUUCAACAAACACCCUUAAAACAUAACAAUACUCUCACAUUCCAAAGAGAUGCCAACAUUUGGCAAAUAGUUUAUGGGUGUUUUUGUGAAGAGGGAAAUAGCACACACACCCAUACACAGUCCAAUCACCACCAGGCCAAGACUGACACAAACAUCACAUAACUGUGUGAGAAUUUUAACAGUAUGUGUGUGUGAUAGAGAAAUGAUGGGUAUGCACGUAAGUAAACAAAAUGUGUGUGUUGAAUGGAUGAGCAUUUAAUCAUGUUCGUACAAUGUUACAACUUUCUGAUGAGGGAUUCUGAUGUAAAACUACCAAAUAAAACCUG